Molecule: messenger RNA, 2424 nt
Organism: Sclerotinia borealis F-4128
Lineage: Eukaryota; Fungi; Ascomycota; Leotiomycetes; Helotiales; Sclerotiniaceae
Source: the annotation of a GenBank genome assembly
AUGGUCAGGCAUGCCAAAAGAAAUCCCGGUGAAAACUCCUCUACAACCCACGACGUUUGCAAAGUUGGACUUUCUUACACUGAGGGGAUUCACGAUUGGAAACGAAGACACAUGGAGACGUUGACGGCCCAAGACCAAACUGUGCCGACACCGUCGUCUAAUGAAGAUAGUGGAGAGAUCAGAAAGAUGAUUGCAGCUCCAGUGCUUGAAGAAUCGGAAGGAAUUUGCGUUCGUUCUGUGGAUUGUAGGAAUCGUUUCGAAUACGGCAUCCAAAUGCUGAAGAAGCUUAGCCCUUCCGAGGCUCAAAAUCAUGGAUUUGACCGUGAUCCAUCAUUAUUCACGAUGCAAGACACAUUCGCACACUUUAAAGCAUGGGGUAACAGUAUUGCAGCGUUCCAAAAUGUUGUGAGACGCAGCUCGCUGGAGUUUCGUCUGAAAGAAGCUAGUGAAAUACAACAAAGAGUUUUGAAGAUCCUUGGUAAUCUCCAAGUGUCGUUAUAUGAAGCUGCCCUGAUCUUCAUCGGGGAAGAAAAGAACGAGUCAUGGCCAAUUGAGGAAUUCAGUGAUUCUGAAAAUGAGGGGGUAGGCAUAGAGUUUGAACAGACUUCCGAGCUACAGGAACUCUUCAGAGCGAUGAAAGAUGCGAAUACAAACCUCAUGAAGCUUUCUAUGGUCAUUCGAAACUCGCCAGAUCGAGACGAUUACCUCAAAGCUGCUACGAGAUACCCGUUCGAUGCUAGUUAUGAUAUCGGCCACGUGAGAGAGAAGCACGGCUCUGCAAAAGGCAUUGCUGAUUGGCUAGUUGUGCGUCUCGGAAAGGCCAUCACAAGGCGACGCCAAUACCUAAAAUAUCGUCAGGAUCAUCAUGGGAAGUUGACAAGGGAUUGGGGCGAGACUGCUGUCAUUGACGAGAAUAAAAAGACAAUUGCUUCAACUGAGGCCACAGAUUUUAUUGAAAAUACUAUUCCAGUUCAGAAGGAUGAGUCGGAGCUGGGUAGCUACUUCGGUUCGCAGACUUCCUACGAAGCUACAAUUGUGGGGGAGGCUGCUGGGAGAUUGAAGGUACCUUCUCAUCCAAAAAUGGCAUUCGAAGAUGUGCCCUUUGAGUUUGGUAGCCCCUUUCGAUGCCCCUACUGUUUCACAGAACAGAUAGUCGAGAACGGCUCUGAUUGGAAGAAACAUGUGUUCAGAGAUCUUAGACCCUACGUCUGUACUUUCGAGGAAUGCGACAUGAGAAUGUUCCGCAGUCGGAACGAAUGGUUCGCACACGAACUUCAGCAUCAUCGGAGAGAGUGGGCCUGUCAACAAUGCCAGCAUACCCCAUUUUCGACCUCCUUAGCAUAUAAAACACAUCUGAUGUCAAAGCACCACAUUGAAGUGGAAGGGUCUCAACUCAAAGGCUUGAUGUUGCAAAGUGAAGAGCCGGUAGAGAAGAUAUCUGCAACUGCAUGUCAACUAUGUGAUGAGUGGAAAACAAAUAUUGAAGACAUAAAGCACGACUAUAAGCGCUACUUCUUCAAUGGAGGACAGCCAUCGCAACCUUGCGGGACUCGUGGGCAGUUUAGACGACAUCUAGGGCGACACAUGGAACAAUUAGCUUUAUUCGCGUUGCCUACGGAUGAAGAUAUUAUGGAAGACGAAAGUCUAAGCGAAGAGGAGUAUCACGAAGAGGCGUCAGUUUCUAACGCAAACCGCGAAGACAUUAACAACGAGGCUCUUAAAGAGUCAAUAUCUGAAGACUUUUCACUGAAUAUCAGCGAUCUUUGGAAACAGCACAAUACAAUGACAAGAGGAGCAAACCCCCUGAAUGUAACAUGUCCGGACAUUACUACUUCUAAAGAGCAACAUUCGAGUGGUCUCGCCACCAAAAAGAAAGUCGAGCUUAACCGCGUCCAGAGUUUCCUGAAGAUCCUCAUCCCCAUCCGUGAAAGUGUGGCUCCCUUAAACGAUGCUGAGGAUAAUCAUAUACCGCCAGAGACAUGUUGGAAUAAGAUCGAUGAAAGGCUUGUGAGCCCAGACACAUUGGAGACUGGAAAAGAACAAUCUGAAAUCGAAGAGGAUUUUGCGAUUGUAGUCCGAGUAUUGAGCCGAGAAGAAACUCAAGCAUAUGCCGUUGAGACCCAGAAAAUACGAGGUGGACAAGAAACAGAUCGCGCAGCUACCCGCAGUACAGAUAUAGACAGUAGUUGUCAUCGAGAUCGUCGCUCAGAUUACCGGGAUGCUCAUCAGAGACAUAAACGAGAAACAGAGAUGUACCCUCGAAGGGAGUUAGACACGUCCCAAGAUGAGACUAAUUUGGCAUGUCUUCCAGGUGAUAGAACUUUGAUAGCAACACGCAAUGAAGAAAUGGAAUGGGUCUUAUACAAACGUCCUAUUUUCCGAGAAAGACACCUGAUGCUUGCCGAAGGCUUUAUGAUCGAUUAG